AUGGCAUUUAAUGCGUUUGCGAGCUCGACAGCACCGGGCUUCGGUGCUGCGUCGACGCCGGCUGGAGUAUGCGGCUUUGGCCACGCCGGAGGUGUCGCGCCCACCGCACCUACGGGAGCUGGCGGCUUCAACGCAGCCCCCGCCUCGGCCCCGACUUCGGGGUUCAACUUCGGCUCGGGCACGUCAGCUCCCGCUGCUGCGACGCCGACUGCGUCGACCGUGGGCUUCGGAGGAUUCAGCGCUGGCCAUGCGGCAUCCACGUCCGUUCCGGCGGCCAGCGGCUUCUCAACAGCCCCGCAGCCCCCGGCGAGCACGCCGACACCGUUCGGUGGCAGCGGAUUCGGCCCUGGUGCGGCCGCGUCGGCAACCGCAGCUCCGGCAGCCUCUACGCCGUUUGCCGCUGCGAGCAUCCCGGCUGCACCCGUCUCCGGUGGGGGAGGUGUCGGCGGCACGACAGGCAGCGCGGCCGCAACUCCCUUCAACGGCUUCGGCACCAACGCGGGCGCCACUCUCGCUGCCCCGGUCGGUGCCGCCCCUGCCACCGCCCCGGCGAGUGUGUCGCCGGCUUUGGGAGCCUUUAACUUUGCCACUGCCUCGGUUGCUUCAGCUUCGGCCGCAACGGCACCGGCGAACUUCGGGCCAUUUGGUGGUGCAGCUGCUGCAGCAGCGCCGGCGCCAGUGGCGCUGACGGCUUCUGCUGAAGGCGCCAAGGCGCCCUCCAACGCAGGGUUUGGGCCCAACUCCGGAAGCAGUGCCCCUAGUGCCGGUUUACCAGUCGCUGGCGCGGGCACGAGCGGUCUUGCGGCUGCUGCAGCCGGCUGUGGUGAUAAGAGCGCGGCCCCAGUACCCGCCGGCGGCGGCUUCAACUUUGCCGGUGCCGCAACCACGGCCCCCGUGACAGCCGGUGGGUUCAACCUAGGCAGUGCGGCCUCAGCGCUUGCCGCUCCAGCGGCAAACAAGACGCCAGUCCCUGCUGCUGCAGUCCCUGGGGGCUUUAGCUUUGGCGGUGCAGCGUCGAGCCCUGCGGCAGCUCCGGCUGCGGCCUCCGCAGCCGGUGGGUUCGGCGUGACGUCGGCUACUCCAGCUCCGGCUGCUGCACCCGCGGCCGCUCCUUCCAUCAGUGGUGGUUUCACCUUCGGCAGCACGGGUGCUGCAGCAGCGUCAUCCGAUGCAGCAACGGCCGCCGGUGCCACAGCGCCUUCAGCAGUGACGGGGUCUCCUCCGGCAGCAGCGACAGGUGUAAGCGCCACGUCCGCUACGGCGGGUGUGGCAUCAUCCGCAAAAAGAGCUGAGAACGCACCGCCCUCGUCGGCCGCCGCAGCUACCGCCGCCUCGCCGUCGCAGGAGUUCGACGGAAAGAGCCUUGCUGCGGUUUUGCGCAAGCUAGACGUUGAUAUUUCCUUCGAUCAGCGGCACUUUGCCGACCUUGCCCGCCACGUUGUGGCGCGUGACCGACAGAUCAUGACGCGUGGUCGGGAGUUGGCCGAAGUUCAGUCAGUCAUGAAGGAUGCCUUGACGGCGGCAAAAAGUGCCGAGGCGACGUUGGCGGAGUGCAAGCAGCGCCAGACAGCCCUCUCUGAGUACUUGCAGUCUCUGGAAGACAAGAUACAGCCGUACUACGCGCAAUGGGAGCAGCGACAGCAGCAGCAGCAGCAGCAGCAGUCCCAUUCGGUAGACCCUUGUGGCGCGGACCAGCAGCGUGCUGUCACGUACGACAAUGCCAUGGCGCUGCUGGAAGAGGUUCAGGGCGUGGAGGAGAAGGUGGGACGUGCCGUGCGCCAGCACAAUCACUCGCGCGAUGAGCUGCUGGGACUCAGCGAGAUUGAGGGUACGAUGCGGUUGAUUGACGGGCAGCUGUGCGCACUGCAAUGCUGCUCGGCGCUGGCAUCCGCGCUAGAGAUGGAGCUUGAUCGCUUGCUUGGGAAAGCGGCGUAG
Leishmania major strain Friedlin is the source of this 1935-nucleotide messenger RNA. RefSeq lists its product as hypothetical. The record is from RefSeq and is a predicted model, not a curated record. Gene Ontology annotation, cellular component: nuclear pore; nuclear pore central transport channel. NCBI's taxonomy places the organism in Eukaryota, Euglenozoa, Kinetoplastea, Trypanosomatida, Trypanosomatidae. Gene Ontology annotation, molecular function: structural constituent of nuclear pore; phospholipid binding. The transcript has a single exon. The coding region runs from base 1 to 1935 and encodes 644 amino acids. Gene Ontology annotation, biological process: protein import into nucleus; RNA export from nucleus.